AUGGUUCCCCAGGUGGCAAGACUGUGGGCGACAGCGCUUCUACUCGCCACGCUGCACAAAUGUGACAACGCGGCAGUGAGCGUGCAGCAAUCACCGGCUAAAAGUUCGUGCCUGGCGAUGGCGGGUGCCAUUUUCGACGCACCUCCGAUACAGUGCCAACCGCUGGUGGCCUGCAGCAGUGAGGAGAUUACGCAACGCUACCUCGCGCUCCAUGAAAAGUGUCGAGUCAACGCAACCCAGCGGCAUGGCGAACGAGAGCAUUUUCUCUUCCGCAUCAACUACUGGCAGGGUGAUCAUGAGUUCCUGUACGGUUUGGUCGAGAAGGCGCACCAACCGCAUCCGCUUGUGCUGGACGCGGAACAGCUAGCGCAGCGAGGCGCCAGUGUAACACCCGACCUCAACCGGAAGCUUUUCAUCUACAGCAUUGAAGCGGGCCGCAUCGAGGAUGCGCUGCUGCUCUAUCUCACGAUGGAAAACCAGUGGACGAUGCAGCAGAUCAUGGAGGCAAUCGAGAACCACCCAGUGUACAAGGUUACCGAGGCGGUCGUAUUGCACUUGCUAGAGUUUGCCCGCGGUUUACCGCUGAAACGUACCAGGGUCGAGUUUUACAAAGCCCUAGUGCCGGUAAUGCGCAGGUAUAAGCAUUUGUCCUCGUACGUCACUCUGCUGUACGCCGGCGAUGCGCUUCCUUUGUUUAGCGUAGCGAAAGAGAAGAAGGAGUUCGUGUCGGAUCCUCUCACCAUCAUCGUACACCGUCUGCGCAGCGGGCUCCGACAUCUGAAAUUCGAUUACAACGUAUGGAUAGCGAACAAAUAUCCACGCUACUACACCUUAUUCCUGGAAGAUAUCUUCUUCAUCCCCCAACAACUGUGGCCCAAGCUGGAAAAGCGUCGCCUCUUCGAGAUAACGAGCCUGUACCAUGCGAAGGGACACCGUUUUCAGGCGCUCACGAUGUUCUUAAAGCACGUCAAAUUUGACAGCCGGGAUAAAAAUGCCGUGCGGUCCUAUCUACCCACGCUAGCGCUACAGGUGGAUAAUUUGCUGCUCAAAGUGAAGCAGACCGGCAAUCACAAACACGAGCUGGACCGCGUACAAAAAUUGCAAGAUGGCUUCCAAUUCGGAUAUUACAACCAUAAAAACAUCUAUCGCUUUUACCUGAACGAUAUCAAGGUGAACGGCAAGUUCGGCAAACAGAAUAUGGAAUUGGAAAAGAAAGGAUGA
Anopheles marshallii is the source of this 1221-nucleotide messenger RNA. RefSeq lists its product as uncharacterized. Bases 1 to 1221 code for a protein of 406 amino acids. The transcript has a single exon. Lineage: Eukaryota; Metazoa; Arthropoda; Insecta; Diptera; Culicidae. The record is from RefSeq and is a predicted model, not a curated record.